AUGGCGGCGGUGACACUCGCUUGCAGAGCUUCCAGCUUCAGCUUCGCUCACCUUCAACGCCGGGAGCUCUACGAUGCCUUGCCCCAAAUCCCCCGAGCUCGAGUUUCGUCCAUAAAAAGACAAUAUAAUGGAGGCAGGAGAGGGUUUCACGGUGGUAUGCCGCUGGCUUCGCGGCCCAAAAUGUCCUUUCGACUAGCGGUAUCGUCUUCAGGAAAAGGGAGAAGAUUCAGCCCGGACAGGAAUUUCUACAACUUCCACCCGCAGGUUCAUGAUGCGAUAGGGAUACAGAGUCCGAAUUAUUAUGACCGGAAGGCCAAACGGCCUGAUAGCGGGGAGGAUGCCUUCUUCAUUAGCAAAAUAGGCUAUGACGAUAACGCCUUUGCCUUUGGAGUGGCGGACGGAGUAGGAGGAUGGAGUGAAUCGGGUAUUGAUCCUGCGGAUUUCUCACAUUCUUUCUGCGGACAUAUGGCGGAAACGUCUUUGAACUGGGAGUCCUCCCCGGAGAGUCUACGGGCUAUGACCCUUAUGCGACUCGGUUAUGAGAAAACACUGUUGGACAAGGCAGUAUUUGCUGGGAGUAGCACAGCAUGCAUUGGAGUAGCCAGGGAUGAUGGCUCAGUUCAACUUGCAAAUCUUGGUGACUCUGGGUCACUUCUCUUCCGCCUGGCCGCCGUUCACCAUUAUUCCGUCCCCCAAACUCAUGAUUUCAAUACGCCAUAUCAACUAGCAGUCGUUCCGGAGUUAAUUCGACGGCAGUCUUAUCUGUUUGGUGGAAAACAGUUUGAAGAUAUGCCUCAAGACGCAGCUAUCACCAAUUGCUCGUUACAGCAUGGAGAUGUUUUGGUCUUAGCUACAGACGGCGUGUUUGACAACUUGAACAACCAAGAGGUUCUAAAGCUGGUGACUGCGCGGAUGAUGGCCACCGGUGCGUGGACAGGGACAUCAGACAUGGGGAUUUCGGCUGCAGACAGCCUCGAUGCUCUGACAAAGCCCGGCGGCCUUACAUUUGGUAGCAAACGAAUCAAGCCAGCAAAGACCGCUCCCACCUCUGAGGAGGAGGAUCCUCAGGGGAAAGGCCAAACUCUACAGGCCCUUUUAGCUGUUACCAUAGCUGGAGAGGCUAAGAUUGCCAGCAUGGACUUUAGACGGGAUGGACCGUUCGCGAAAGAAUACCAGAGACACCGUCCAUGGGAUCACUACAGAGGGGGCAAGCCGGAUGAUAUAACCGUCGUCGUUUUAGUUGCAGUCGAAGAAGGCCGAUCCACAGCUACUGCGCGAUAA
This is a messenger RNA of Microsporum canis CBS 113480, 1281 nucleotides long. Its product is annotated as azr1 protein. Bases 1 to 1281 code for a protein of 426 amino acids. The record is from RefSeq and is a predicted model, not a curated record. The transcript has 2 exons. NCBI's taxonomy places the organism in Eukaryota, Fungi, Ascomycota, Eurotiomycetes, Onygenales, Arthrodermataceae.